AUGGGCGACAUACAAGAAUUUGAUGAAGAGAAAAAGGCAGAAGAAGAACAAAAAGAAGAUGGAUUAGCUUCAAAGAUAUGGGACUGUGGUAGUCCUUUGUAUGAUUCAUAUGAAUUGGUGUCAAUUGCACAUGUUUUAGAUAUGCAUCAAAUGAUUUUUCCAUAUGUAAUCAACAGAUCAACAAGGUCAGUUAUUCAUCCAUCAUCUUACUCACCAUCUUCAUCGGUGCCACAGUCAUUAACGAUGUCUCAUUCAUCAAGAAGGAUGAACAAUUGUUCAUUCAUGCCCUCCUUCAAGCCAUGGAAGAUGAGGAUUACCAUUGGCAAUAAGGUGAAAGUCGGGAUUUCGAAAAUAAGCCACAUAAUUGUUUCAUGGAGGAAAUGA
Molecule: messenger RNA, 384 nt
Organism: Lactuca virosa
Lineage: Eukaryota; Viridiplantae; Streptophyta; Magnoliopsida; Asterales; Asteraceae
Source: the annotation of a GenBank genome assembly